Messenger RNA from Silurus meridionalis, 2639 nucleotides. RefSeq names its product leucine rich repeat and Ig domain containing 3a (gene lingo3a). The transcript is spliced from 3 exons. Gene Ontology annotation, molecular function: protein binding. Bases 544 to 2358 code for a protein of 604 amino acids. The record is from RefSeq and is a predicted model, not a curated record. Lineage: Eukaryota; Metazoa; Chordata; Actinopteri; Siluriformes; Siluridae. Gene Ontology annotation, cellular component: plasma membrane.
GAGAGAGAGAGAGCGCUUCUAUUAUGCACAGAGAGGCAGCAAUAUGUCUCUUUCUGGAAAUCAGCAGUGCUCAUCUUCCACAAGCACACACACCGUGCAUACACUUUUCCAGCAAGUGCACACGCUCCCACCCCCCAACAGCUCUUCAUUGGGGAAGUGUGUGUACUGAGUCUGUUAUCCAGUGGGAUCCAGCAGUGAGGAACAAAGGAGCAGGAGGAAGAUUGGUCAUGCAUAGAAUAUCCCUGCACUCUGACACUGAAAUGAUCAGCGAGCUGUAAAAAAGAACAUAUCAGAAGAACAAGCUCUUUCUAGCUGCAUCUGGGAGCCUGAUGUGAAGAAAUCCAGCAGAGGAACAAUCUGAGCGGAGACACUUGCACACCUUUCAGGAUUUGCUGAUGUGGAUUUUGUUAAGGGUCACUUCUGGUGGGAGCUGAUUUGGGAGCUGAACUAGCUGAGUUACUGCAUCUGGACCUGGCCCUGGUUCUGGGAGAAGGCAGAGGCAUCUUGUCCACUGAUCCAAACUGGGUGAAGAAGAAAAAGGGCAUGGCUGUGUAUCCUGACUUGGGCUUGUUGGUUCUUCUACUGCUACAGAUCACAGCUCCUGUAUGCCAUAGCCAAGGUUGUCCACAAGUCUGUAACUGUGUACACCAGAGAAAGUCUGUGAAUUGUCAGAACAAGUACCUGAAUUCUUUUCCCAAUGGAAUUCCAACUGACACAAGGUUCCUAGACCUGAGUAGAAAUAAGUUGCGUUGGGUGGAGCACAGUGACUUGGAAGCCUACAAACAUUUGGAGGACUUAGAUCUCAGUGAGAAUCUCAUCAGUGUGCUUGAGCCCAAUGCUUUUUCCAGCUUACUUAAGCUUCGUGUGUUACGCCUGCGUGCCAACCAUUUGAAACUGGUACCAAUGGGUGCCUUCUCACAUCUUGCCAAUCUCACAGUUUUGGAUUUGAGUGGAAAUAAAUUAGUUAUAUUAGUGGAUUUUACUUUCCAAGAUCUGCAGAGGCUCCAAAAAUUGGAGGUGGGUGACAACGAUUUGGUAUAUAUAUCGAACAAGGCAUUCCUGGGCUUGACUGGUCUAAGGGAACUUACGAUUGAAAGGUGCAACCUGACCUCUAUCUCAGGACAGGCUCUUUCAUAUCUCCGUGGUUUGGUGUCCCUACGACUACGCUACCUCAAUAUUGCCUCAUUCGAAGAACAGACCUUUCAUAAGCUGGGUGGCCUGCGGGGUCUAGAGAUUGACCACUGGCCAUUUUUAGAGUACAUUUCUCCUUACAGUUUCCAAGGCCUCAAUUUAUCAUGGCUUUUCAUUACAAACACUAACAUUACCACAGUUCCAACUGGUGCAUUGCGCAACCUUGUCCAUUUAGGCAGUCUGAAUCUCUCGCACAACCCCAUUUCUGUUCUUGAGUCUUGGGCAUUGCGUGAUUUGGUCAAUUUAAAGGACUUGCACCUUGUGGGAACCCAGUUGAUGUGCGUGCAACCUUAUGGCCUUGGAGGUCUGCAGCAAAUACGUUUACUCAACCUGUCCAACAACAGGCUAGUAACACUAGAAGAAGGAUCUUUUCAAUCUGUGAACACUCUGGAAAUGCUUCGGGUUGAUGGCAACCCUCUGUUCUGCGACUGUCGACUGCUAUGGGUCUUGCAGCGUCGCAAGACGCUUAACUUUGACGGCAAGUACCCAGUUUGUGCUGGACCUGUUGAGGUGCAAGGUAAAGCCUUGGGUGCCUUUUCAGACUCGGCGCUUCUUGAACACUUUACAUGCCAACGACCAAAAAUACGCAACCGAAAGCUACAGCAGCUCUCCGCACGUGAGGGGCAAGCUGCAUCAUUUUUUUGCCAAGCAGACGGAGAACCGACUCCAACCAUUUUCUGGAUUUCACCUCAGCGACGUCGCAUCACUACAAGAAGCACUGGUCGUCUCAUAGUGUUACCAGAGGGCACGUUAAAAAUUCACUUCGUUCAAGUAACAGAUAGUGGAACGUAUAUAUGUAUUGCAAGCAAUGCAGGUGGCAAUGACACUUACUUUGCCACAUUGACUGUGAGUGGGGUUGCCUUGGAUGCAGGUCUUUUGGUGAAUCGCACCUAUUCUGGUGACCUCAAUGACACUAAUCUGAAUGACACGCAUGUCUUCCUGAAGUUCACCUUAGACCUCAAGACAAUUUUGAUCUCUACAGCAAUGGGCUGUAUAACUUUUCUGGGAGUAGUCAUCUUCUGCUUCUUGCUUCUCUUUGUCUGGAGUCGUGGACGUGGGCAGCACAAAAACAAUUUUUCAGUGGAGUAUUCCUUUAGAAAGGUGGACGGCCCAGCAGCCAGCGGGGGCCAAGGCGGUGCUCGAAAAUUCAAUAUGAAAAUGAUAUAAAGGUAUAAAUUAAAAGGUGUUCAUCUCCCAUACUCAUAUACACCACUAGGUAACAAGGUGUAUUCGAUGUAUGUGAUUUUUUGGUAUUUUUUAAAAAUGUAUGUUUUAUAUACAGUUUGUCUACCAUUAGCACAACAUUAUGAAAUCUACUUAAUACCAGCAAUACAUUUAUGACCUAACUUCCUAAGACCUCAAAUAAAGAGUUAAUAUGUGUGCAUUUCGCUGAAUUGUUUGUCCUUCUUGUUAGGGGUUGUUGCAGGUGAUUAGGUAGAAAUAUUUAA